Ornithorhynchus anatinus (platypus) is the source of this 1709-nucleotide messenger RNA. Its product is annotated as keratin, type I cytoskeletal 14. The record is from RefSeq and is a predicted model, not a curated record. Gene Ontology annotation, molecular function: structural molecule activity. The coding region runs from base 51 to 1526 and encodes 491 amino acids. NCBI's taxonomy places the organism in Eukaryota, Metazoa, Chordata, Mammalia, Monotremata, Ornithorhynchidae. The transcript is spliced from 8 exons. Gene Ontology annotation, cellular component: keratin filament.
UCCGAGCCUCGCUGCACAUCGCCCAUCCUUCCGUCCUCUCUCUGCGCACCAUGACCUCCUGCAGUCGCCAGUACUCCUCUUCCAGCUCCAUGAAGGGAUCUUGUGGCCUUGGGGGCGGCUCCAGCCGCGUCUCCUCCGUCCUGGCCGGCGGGUCCUGCCGGGCCCCCAGCGCCUACGGGGGCUCUGGCUUCGGCGGGAUGUCGGUGACCUCAUCCCGCUUCUCCUCCGGGGGUGCCUGUGGAGUCGGAGGCGGCUACGGCAGCGGCUUUGGUGGCGGCAGCUUUGGUGGGGGCCUGGGUAGUGGCUUCGGCGGAGGCCUGGGUGGCGGCUUUGGCGGGGGCCUGGGUGGCGGCUUCGGCGGGGGCUAUGGCGGGGGCUUCGGUGGGGGUCUCGGCGGCGGCUUCGGCGGUGGUGAUGGACUCCUGGCCGGCGGAGAGAAGGUGACCAUGCAGAACCUGAACGACCGGCUGGCGUCGUACCUGGACAAGGUGCGCGCCCUGGAGGAGGCCAACUCCGACCUGGAGAUCAAGAUCCGUGAUUGGUACCAGAAGCAGAGGCCCACCGAGGCCCGGGACUACAGCCCCUACUACAAAACCAUCGAGGAUCUGAGAAACAAGAUCCUCACGGCCACCGUGGACAACGCCAGCGUCCUCUUGCAGAUUGACAAUGCCCGUUUGGCUGCCGAUGACUUCCGCACCAAGUACGAGACGGAGCUGAAUCUGCGCAUGAGCGUGGAGGCCGACAUCAAUGGGCUGCGCCGCGUCCUGGACGAGCUGACCCUGGCUCGGGCCGACCUGGAGAUGCAGAUCGAGAGCCUGAAGGAAGAACUGGCCUACCUCCGCAAGAACCACGAGGAGGAGAUGAACGCCCUGAGGGGCCAGGUGGGCGGAGACGUCAACGUGGAGAUGGACGCUGCUCCCGGUGUGGACCUGAGCCGUGUCCUGUCCGAGAUGAGAGACCAGUAUGAGAAGAUGGCAGAGAAGAACCGCAAGGACGCAGAAGACUGGUUCUUCAGCAAGACUGAGGAGCUGAACCGCGAAGUGGCCUCCAACAGCGAGCUGGUCCAGAGCAGCAAGACCGAAAUCUCGGAGCUGCGACGCACCAUGCAAAACCUGGAGAUCGAGCUCCAGUCUCAGCUCAGCAUGAAAGCCUCUCUGGAGGGCAGCCUGGAAGAGACCAAAGGGCGCUACUGCAUGCAGCUCUCGCAGAUCCAGGGCCUGAUCAGUAACGUGGAAGAGCAGCUGGCCCAGCUGCGCUGUGAGAUGGAACAGCAGAACCAGGAAUACAAGAUCCUGCUGGACGUCAAGACCCGGCUGGAGCAGGAGAUCGCCACUUACCGCCGCCUGCUGGAGGGCGAGGAUGCCCACCUCUCCUCUCAGCACACAUCUAGCUCCCAGUACACGUCCGGCCCCCAGUCCACCCGUGACGUCACCUCCACCAGCCGCCAGGUGCGCACCAUCGUCAAGGACGUGCACGACGGCAAGGUGGUGUCCAGCCACGAGCAGGUGCUCCGUACCAAGAACUAAGCCGUCCGCCUCAGGGGGAUCCUCCUGCAGCCCAGGCCAGAGGAGCCUUGCCUCCCCAGCCCCCAACCCACGCUGCACCACCAGCCCAAGUUGUGCACUCCUCAUUCCUCCUCUCCUGCUUCCCUACUCCCCCUUGCUCCUUGGGGGGAUCCUGGGUCAAUAAAGCUUCUUCAUGGACAAGCA